AUGUCUCCAAAGCGUAAGAUGCUCAUGCUCACCAAAUCUGAGUAUGGUCAAGCCAACAUCUUCCUGGCAACAUGCCACGCGCUGAUGGGCACGGACCCUGACGUCGAGAUCCAUCUGGCGUCCUUCGCACCGAUCAGGACUGCAGUAACUGCUGCCUCUGAAGCCGGUAUAAAAGCCCAUCCGAACGCCAGCUCGAUCGAGUUUCAUGAGACUCGCGGGACGCAUUACUUCAAGGCCUUACUCUCCCCUGAGCUUCCGAACAAUGCCCACUGUCUUACGAAUCAUCGCCCGGGCUCCAUGCCGUACACCGGGUUGGAAAUGGUGGAGAACUGCAAUGAAAUUCGGCGAAUCAUUGAAGAGGUGGAGCCAGAUCUGACUCUGGUGGACGACAUGUUUAUACCGGAGUUGACGAUGGCUCGACAUAUGCGCAUCAAGUGGAUGAUCCUGUCACCCAACACACUUAAGGACCUUGCAUUGCCGCAGCAACCUAGAGCAGCUUUCUUCUGGAAGUAUCCGUGUGUGGGAACCGCUCUUCCGUUCCCAAUACCAUGGCACCUCAUCCCAAUAAACGUGCUAUACGUGUUCUUUCUCAUAUUCUUCAUGAUCUUCAACAGUCAUGCCCGUAGGGCACGGGCUUAUGUAACCGAGAAGACCGGGGCUAUGGUCUUUGAUCAGCAAGAGUUCAGUAAUCCGCAGCCAACCUUGAAGAUGCUUAUGGCGAUCAGCCCAGAGUUCGACUUCCCAGUCGACUUGAAGCCGGAAAAUAUCAUCCACUGUGGCCCCAUAAUGCGACCAGUCCCAGCAGUCGAGGAAGUCGAUCCUAAGCUGCAUACCUGGCUCGCUCGAGGACCGACGGUGUUCAUUAACUUGGGGACAUUGUCGUGGACCACGGAAGAUCAGGCCGUUGAAAUGGCACAGGCCAUACGUUUGCUUAUCACUGGUUGGCGGGAGAAGAAUAGAGACAGAAGGCUUCAGGUCCUGUGGAAGCUGAAGCAGACCACCGACGGGCAUGUCGACUACGAUGUCUACAACAAAGGCUGUCGGCUUGAGAUCAUCUUGGGGAGCGAGUUUGACAACGACACUACAGGAAACAUCAUUUGCUCGGUCAACCACGGUGGAGCGAACUCAUUUUGGGAAGCACUUUGGACUGGUGUUCCUCAGGUUGUACUACCUGUCUGGGCGGAUACUUACGACUUUGCUCAACGGGCUGAGUAUCUUGGUAUCGGAAAAUGGGUUAGCCCGAAUACGGCACCGAGAUACCGUGCCAAGGAACUUGGAGACGCGCUGACACAGGUGGUCAUCGGCCAUAAUGCUAGAAAGGUUCAACUAAAAUCAAAUGAGCUUGCGAAGCAAAGAUUACAAUUGGGAGAGGGCCGAGACGUGGCUGCGAGGCAUAUUGUUGAAAACAUCUAG
Colletotrichum gloeosporioides is the source of this 1413-nucleotide messenger RNA. Its product is annotated as Glycosyltransferase sdnJ. The transcript is spliced from 5 exons. Lineage: Eukaryota; Fungi; Ascomycota; Sordariomycetes; Glomerellales; Glomerellaceae. The record is from RefSeq and is a predicted model, not a curated record. Gene Ontology annotation, molecular function: UDP-glycosyltransferase activity. The coding region runs from base 1 to 1413 and encodes 470 amino acids.